Miscanthus lutarioriparius is the source of this 936-nucleotide messenger RNA. Lineage: Eukaryota; Viridiplantae; Streptophyta; Magnoliopsida; Poales; Poaceae. The record is from the annotation of a GenBank genome assembly.
AUGGCGGCUCUGCCACCCUUCUCGCCGCGGCGGCCCUUCUCGUCGCCGUGCUUCAUCCUCUGCUUCCUCCUCGGCUUCGUCGCCGGCCUCUUCCCCUUCGCGCACCGCCACCUCCACCUCGACCUCCACCACCUCCCGCUCCCGAUCCCGGACCCUCCUCCUGCUGCGCCGACCCAGGCCCUAGUCCGGCCGCCACCGACGACGACCCUGAUCGUCGUGACGCCGACCCGCGCGCGCCCGCUGCAGGCGUACUACCUGCACCGCCUCGCGCACACCCUCCGCCUCGUCCCGCAGCCGCUGCUCUGGCUCGUCGUCGACCGCGGCGCCGCCACGCGCGAGACCGCCGCGCUGCUCCGCGGCAGCGGCCUCAUGUACCGCCACCUCCCCUCCUCCCACCGCGACGCGCCCGAUGAUGCUCGCCGGAGGGCGCCCGAGCACCCGGCGGAGCGCGGCCUGCGGCGCCAGAGGAACGCGGCGCUCGACCACAUCGAGCACCACCGCAUCCACGGCCUCGUCUACUUCGCCGACGAGGACAACGUGUAUUCCCUUGACCUCUUCCAUCAGCUUCGCGGCAUAAGGAGUUUCGGCGCCUGGCCAGUCGCAAUGCUGGGCGUGGGGAAGAGCAAGACACUUCUGGAAGGGCCAGUUUGUGACAACAGCCAGGUGAUAGGGUGGCACACGAACGAGAGGGACAAGAGGCAACGAAGGUUUCACGUGAAUACUUCGGGCUUUGCUUUCAAUAGCAGUAUGCUCUGGGAUGCCGACAAGAGGGCUCAUCAGGCGUGGAAUUACAUCCGGCUGCUGGACACGGUCAGAGAUGGGUUUCAGCUUCAGCAAUCAAGCACAUGGAAACCGCCGAGCAUGACGUAUUUGGCAUGUGUCAAGCUGAAGAAAGUUCAGGGCCACUGGAGGUUUAGGUACAUGAACUACAUCUAA